This is a messenger RNA of Diuraphis noxia (Russian wheat aphid), 2614 nucleotides long. RefSeq names its product lipase 3-like. NCBI's taxonomy places the organism in Eukaryota, Metazoa, Arthropoda, Insecta, Hemiptera, Aphididae. Gene Ontology annotation, biological process: lipid metabolic process. The record is from RefSeq and is a predicted model, not a curated record.
GUGUUUUUCGCUUUGAUGUAUUGACUAUAUAAUAAACAUGGGAUGAGAAAUCGAGACUGUAUAAGUACGGCAGACAAACGGCCGUUAUUGAUUUAGUAACGCGGUCGGCUGCGGAAGUUCGUCCUAUACAAUAUAGUAGGUACAUACCGGAAAAACGUUCUUGUCGUUUUUAAUACCUUUUUUUUUUGUGGACGCCUUUCCAGUCGAUUGUCUUGUUAUAUAUAUCAUACUUGAGUAGUUAAAUUCGCGAAAAUUUACUUCGAAAUAUAUACGCUUGUUCUCGUUUCGRAUGCCAGCAGUAUGAACUAUAUAAAAACUCCAAUUUCCUUCUUCAGGUCACCACUUGCGGUUAAGCAGUUAUUCGUUAAUCUAUUGUUGGCGCCGACAAUACUUACGCUGACGAACACUCCAACGUCGUCCGCCAUGAACUUGUUCGAAAAUGUCAGCUUAUCCACAAUUGAAAUAAUCCGAAACAAUGGUUAUGACGUUGAGGUCCACAAUGUUAUCACGGCCGACGGUUAUAUCUUGGAGUUGCAUCGUAUACCCAGGAGUAAGAGCGGACAGGAACCCACCAGAAACCACCCGGUGUUCAUCCACCAUGGCAUUCUCGGGACAUCGGCUGAUUGGGUACUCGCUGGAGCUGAAAUGUCUUUACCCAUGCAACUCGCCGAUGCCGGAUACGACGUGUGGUUGGCAAACUGCCGCGGUAAUACUUAUAGUAGAAAACAUAUUUCGAUGACUUUCAAGCAAAAAGCUUUUUGGAAUUUCAGUUUACACGAAGUCGGCUACUAUGAUUUACCAGCUUCUAUCGAUUAUAUUCUGUCAAUAUCAAAAACUUCACAGCUCCACUACAUAGGUUAUUCCAUGGGCAGUUGUGUAUUUUUCAUUAUGGGUUCAGAGAGACCCGAAUAUCAGCCAAAAAUCAGAUCGCAAAUUAGUCUUGCACCUGUAGCCUUCUUGUCGAAUACAAGAUCGUCUCUGAGAUUUAUUGCUCCGUAUGCAAAAACAAUGAAUAUCGUAUUUCAAAGGAUAUGGAAAGGGAUGUUAAUGCCACAAUCGGGUAUGCAAAGGUUUUUGGCGUCUACCAUAUGCAGAGAAAAAAUAACGCAGAAAAUGAUAUGUGAAAAAUGCAUCAUAUUUUCCGUGUGCGGCAGCGACCCGUAUCAAUUUGACACCAAAUUGAUUCCUCUCAUCAUGGGGCAUUUUCCGGCGGGAACAUCGUCCAAUCUCGCUGCCCAUUUUGCUCAGUUCAUACUGAAAGACACUUUCGGUCAGUACGAUUACGGCCGUGCCUUGAACUUGCGUUACUACAAUUCCACCGAGCCGCCCACUUACGAUUUGAAAUCCAUCCGAGUGCCCAUCACGUUGAUCUACGGUGAAAAUGACAUAUUAGCCGACACGACAGACGUGUUGAAACUUAAAGCCCAACUGCCCAUGGUCGUGGAUGCAUUUCCGGCCAAAAGCCCGUACUUUAACCACGUGGACUUCUUGUGGAGCUCCAGGGUCGUCGAACAGAUCAACGAUCCGGUCAAGGAAAUACUGCAGAAGACCGACGACCUUGGCUGGACGUACACGGGCCCCGCGGCCAACUCCAGCGCCGUGGCCGUGGACGCAAUCGUCCCUGCGAUCAAUCGGCCGCCUAUCCAGACGCUACAGCUGAACCCGCUGUCGGGUGUCGUCAACCCGGCGCCCAGCCUGGAGUUCUUCGCCGCGAACUUGGACGCGAUCAUCGCGAGCACUAUGCCGCGGCCGGUGGACGAGCGCGACGCGGCCGUGUUCGAACGGGAACGGGAACAGCAGCGACUGCUGUUCGGCGGCGUCAUCAAGUUCGCGCAAGCGGCCGAAAAGAAGUACGGACAGCUCCGGGAGGAGAUCACUAACGAGAUCACCGGCUGGGCCGACGACGUGGCUACCGGCGCCGAAUCACGCGUCAAGCAGACCGCCGUCCUGGUGAACGGCAAGAUCGUGUUAGCCGGGAACUCGGUGGCCGGGGCCGUGGGCAAAGCCGAGCACUUCGUGGCCGACGGCGUAGGCAAGGCCGAACAGACCGUGGCCGUCGGUAUCGGCAAGGCCCAUAAUUACGUCAACUACGGUCUGAACAAGGCAGACCGGGCCGUGAACAACGCCCUGAACGCCACCGUGGGCCGCGUCAGCAGAGUGUUUUGGUUCUGGAAGUGACGCGUUGGCUGCCUAUAAUAUUAUAGUCGACCACGCCGACCGCAAGUCUAGAAAAUAUUAUAUUGUUUUGUAGUAGUUAUCGCCGCCGCCACGCGGUCAUUUGUUUUACACUCGGACGUCCGGCGUGGKMCCAUACAUCUGCAAUUAUGAUAUUAUUAGUUAUACUAUUGCUUACCUAAACCGUACCGUUUAUCGUGUAAGUCAUUUUUUAUGAACAGUACCAACACGUGUAUUUGUAAUUUGUUUUUGUGUACAUUUUUUUAGUCUUCGAGUAAAGUUAUUUGAGACGUUAUAGUUACYGUGAUAGUUUUGUAAUCAUUUUUAUUAUUUUAUUGUCACGGACAAUAGAAUUUUCAAAUAUUAUUUUAUCAAUAAACACAAUAUUUAUACUAAAACUUUAUUUCCUGGUGCUUUUCGUUAUGUCUUGCGGCACUGU